AUGACGAUGAACGAAUUAAAAACAAAAAUUGAGCUCAUCGCUGGAAUUCCCACCGAUUUUCAGAGGCUUAGUUACUUGGACCAAGCACUCUUUAUCAGUGCACAUCGUGGACAUCUGGCUGCAGUCCGUUUCCUCAUACAGAAAGACAAGGUGCAGCUCCACUGUGAGAAAAACAACAAAGAGCACCACACUGAUGACAUUGCCGUGAAUAGACUGCGUAGGGGGAAGCCCUUUCAGCUGACAUUCCAAGUCAAACAACACUUCCAACCACAGCAGGAAUUCUUUCAACUUACUGUGCAGACAGGACCCAAUGGGCCGGAAGAGAAGGGCACACGGUCGUCAUUCGGCCUUCAUGUGUGUUCUGGCAUUGGCAAGCCAUGGAGCGUGCGGUUGAGCACAAGCUUUAUGGUGUCUGUCUGCUCUCCAUCCAAUGCCAGCAUUGGACUCUACACACUUUCUGUGAAGACUGGACCUACCAGCACUUCAUUAUUCCCAAUAGGAACACUGAUUGUUCUGUUCAAUCCCUGGUGUGAAGAUGACUGGGUGUACCUGCCUAAGGACGAAGAAAGACAGGAGUAUGUAAUGAGUGAACAGGGUCUGCUUUAUAGAGGGAGCUGGAACUGUAUUCAGACAAUGGCCUGGGACUUUGGACAGUUCGAAGAUGACAUUACUGACAUUUGCCUGAAACUCCUGGAUGUGAACCCAAAAUGUUUAAGAAAUGCGAUGGAAGAUUUUUCUGCACACUGCAAUCCCAUCUAUGUUGGCCGGGUGGUGAGUGCCAUGAUAAAUAUGAAUGAUUAUGACAAUGGUGUGUUAGAGGGAAGAUGGGAGAACUCGUACAGUGGAGGAGUCAACCCAGUGUCAUGGAGCAGCAGCGUGGACAUCUUACGGCAAUGGUCUAAAAAUGCAUGCUGUCCAGUCAAAUAUGGACAGUGCUGGGUGUUUGCUGCUGUUAUGUGUACAGUGCUGCGGUGUUUAGGCAUUCCAUGCCGUGUCAUCACCAACUUUGAAUCAGCUCAUGACACUAAUACCAACCUCCUCGUUUAUAUGUACAUGAAUGAAUAUGGAGUUGAGGAUGGGGAAGACAGCGUGUGGAACUUCCAUGUUUGGGUGGAGGCUUGGAUGAAGCGCCCCGAUAUCUCUGACAAAUCUGUCUAUCAUAUUGGUUGGCAGGUCCUGGAUCCAACGCCACAGGAGAAGAGUGAAGGUGUGUACUGCUGUGGUCCAGCUCCAGUGAAGGCCAUCCUUUCGUGCCUUUCGUGUUUGCAGGUCAGUGCAGACAUAGUGAAAUGGAUAGUGAGGUCUGAUGGCUCCAAGAAAAAGAUCUGGACAGAUACAUCCUCUGUUGGACAGUUUAUCAGCACAAAGGCUGUGGGAAGCGACAAGAGGUUGGACAUCACCAAUCAAUACAAAUAUCCAGGCUCAAAAGCAGAGAGAGAUGGGUUCAACCGUGGUGUGAGAAAUAUGGCCACUUCUGAUGACACUGAAGAUGUUCCAGCUUCUCUACACAGUAUGCCAUAUAUGUAA
This is a messenger RNA of Colossoma macropomum (tambaqui), 1527 nucleotides long. It is a transcript of the gene tgm8, whose product is annotated as transglutaminase 8. Lineage: Eukaryota; Metazoa; Chordata; Actinopteri; Characiformes; Serrasalmidae. The record is from RefSeq and is a predicted model, not a curated record. Gene Ontology annotation, molecular function: protein-glutamine gamma-glutamyltransferase activity. Gene Ontology annotation, biological process: peptide cross-linking.